Xylaria bambusicola is the source of this 1629-nucleotide messenger RNA. RefSeq lists its product as uncharacterized. Bases 734 to 1102 code for a protein of 122 amino acids. Lineage: Eukaryota; Fungi; Ascomycota; Sordariomycetes; Xylariales; Xylariaceae. The transcript has a single exon. The record is from RefSeq and is a predicted model, not a curated record.
CUCACGAACAAUCUCCCAGAUCAAGUCGGCAGAAACCUGAGAAGAAGCCAUUGUGAAAUUGCUGGAUUUGGGGGCUUUGCGGAGGUAAUUGUCGACGAAAUUGCGCAGUCUACUUGAUUGCUGGUUGCUUGUGAUUUCGUCUUUACCCAGGCCCAAGAUGGUGCGGGAAUCGCUUAAUUCGCCUAAUGCGUGUUAGUGGCAUCUUUAAUUGCAAUGAACGCGGACACGCAAUAACGCGGGCAUGCACGGUCCACACCUGUCUACACUUGUUGGGAUGGUCCCUUGAGUGUUUGCAGGACUUAGGUACGUACCUUCCAUGAAUGCACUUUGUCAGGGAGGAACGGGACGACGGAGGACAGGUGGGGCCGUGAGUCUCAGCCAACAACCCAAGCGUCGACUUGUCGUCAGACGGGCUGUCUCAAUAGGCUAAAGCCUCAUCAUCGUCGCCUUCAACUUACUCAUUUCACAUCCUCGACUUUUUCGAAAGCAUCGAGUCGCGUCUCGACACGGCUCACAAAUGGCCUAAGCAACAACGCGCCAGUCUUUUCACAGCCCAUUUCACUUUCUGCUGCCCUGACUUUUUCCUUAUCAAGUUUCUAAUCCUUCAUUCCCGAAUCACAACCAUUCACUCGGUGUACAUCGCCCGUCUGUCGAGCAUCGGAACCGUUCCUCAUAUCGAUCUCCAACUACAUCCGAGCUAGCCGACCGAAUCACGCAUAAAAAGACAGACAAAAUGUAUCUUCUCUACGGACUCACCUUCAUCGUCAUCAUCGCGGGGACAAUCCUGUACCUAACGCGGAACUCCUGGCUACAUCUCCUCCCAGGCACCUCAUACCUCUACUCGCGGCUCCCGGGCUCCUUCUCCGGCGACAUCGAGGCGGGACUAUCAAGCAGCACUUUCGACCUCGGCGCCAACGUCGAAUCGGGAGACUCGCGCGCCGGCCUCGACGACGCCGCGAAAGCCGAGAUCCUCAAGAUCAUGAAGAAGCGACGACUGCGCUUCGACGAGGCUCGCCGCGUCUACAUGGAGCAGCGCUUCAGCGCCAACGGCAUCGGCCCUGACGGGCGGCCUAGAGACCCCAAGUUCGUCAGCUUUUCGUGAUGUACACCCCGCGCUAUCCGAGGAAUAAUGUCGAGCGGAGAUAAUGGGGGUGAACGAGGAGUUUGGGCUGCGCUAUGAUCGGAGGGGUGGCUAGAUGUAUUAUUUCCCGAAGGCGAUGAACUCUGUGUCAGGAGGCUCGUUGUGCCGAUUAACUAUAUCCAUCAUGCGAGAACAUUCGCGAUUUCAUUUUUUGUUUGGCUAAGGCGUUUGGCGGUUGUCCUUGGGUUUGGGUGCAUUUUCACUAGGUUCAGAUGUCUCUGUGGCAGUCAUCGUCUGACAGGCAGGCGCCAUGUUCCGAAGGGCAAUAUGGCUUCUGUUGCACCCUCGUGAGGAACUAAGAAUCACAUCCUCGAAAGGCAGUGUACCUACCACAGUGCCCAGCCUCAAAGUUGUUCUUCGAGACACGGUCUUGCAGCAUGUCAUAUCAUAAUACCCUCUCAUCAUGCACUAGCAUAUAACUAUAGCAGAUGUACUCUGGAUUUUUCCUAUUUCUUGGUCGAAGAGAAAGAUAGCUUGUUGCAAUGCAA